AUGGCGAUGAUGAUGGCUGGCCGUGUGCUGCUGGUGUGUGCCCUCUGCGUGCUGUGGUGCGUUGCCGGCGGUGUUUAUGCGAGGGACGUUGACACCAACGCACUGGGUGGCUGCAUGGCGUCGGGAGUGUUGGGUGAGAAUGGAUCCCACAUGCCUGACGGAUGUAAUAAAACUGCGAUUACGGUGCCCUUGCGGUCAGUACUGCCCAUUACUGCCGUUGAAGCCUCGACUGGCGAAAGUGAUGCUGUUGCAACAAAGAACAAUUCGCAUUCAAGGGAGAAUUCCAACACUGGUGGCACUGGUUCUGCUGCUGGUGGACCUGGUGGUUCUGAUGCUUCUGCUCCUCCUUCUGGUCCUGCUGGUGUCGGGGCUUCUGGUUCUGGCUCUGCUGGUGGUGCUGGCGCUGCCGGGGCUCCUGCUGCUGCUGGUGGUGGAAGCAGUGAAUCUUCCACUGGCGGUCAUGGCACCGGUGACGUUUCUUCUGGUUCAUAUGCUUCUCCUUCUGCUCUUCCUCCUUCAGGUCCUCCUGCUCCUGCUGUUCCUCCUGCUCCUGAUGCUACCGUUGUUGAUACUUCAGCUGGCAGCAGUGGUGGUACAGCGGGGUCCUCAGGCAGUAAUUCAUAUAACACAACAGGGGACUCUUCAACAGGAGAUCAGUCUUCUGCUGCAGAGGCUAACGACUCCUCGCCACCCGAAGGAACGGCAGGAACGACAUCCGGCACUGGACACAAAGGACAAGAAAAAGAAGAGGAAGAGGAAAAUGAACAGCAGCAAAGUGAUGAAGCACAAGUCCAACAACACCAACAGCAUGAACACCCCGCGGAAAAUGGCGAAGAAUCCGCGAAAGAUAAAAACGCCCUUCGUACAAAUGCCACCGCAAAUACAGGCGACAGUGACGGCAGCACCGCGGUCUCCCACGCCACCUCCCCUCUUUUGCCUCUUCUUCUUCUUGUUGCGUGUGCGGCUGCUGCUGCGGUGGUGGCCGCGUGA
This is a messenger RNA of Trypanosoma cruzi, 990 nucleotides long. RefSeq names its product mucin-associated surface protein (MASP), putative. The transcript has a single exon. The record is from RefSeq and is a predicted model, not a curated record. NCBI's taxonomy places the organism in Eukaryota, Euglenozoa, Kinetoplastea, Trypanosomatida, Trypanosomatidae. Bases 1 to 990 code for a protein of 329 amino acids.